CGGAGUCCACGACUGCGCCCAUCAUGCAGCCCGUCUCCCCACAGACUGCCUACCGACGCCCUGGCGGCAACGUCACCUUCCUCUGCCAGGCCAACUUCGGCGUGAUAGGACCCGCACACUUCCCGCAACUUUACUGGACAAAGAAUAACAGCUUUGUUCACGGUUCGGAUACAACGUCAAGGGCAAACAAGGACGGCAGUUACAGCAUGAACAACACCUUGACGCUAACCGACCUGACUGAGGAGGAUUUCGGCGAGUACGUCUGCACUGCGCACACAACAUUCGGAUACGCACAGGAGAACGCAACACUAGUGAACGGAGACCCUCCCAUAACAAUCCAGGACAGGAUCUUCCACCACGCCCACCCAGCUGCCAUCACGUGUCCGCUGCUGUUCCUCGUGCUCGUGGCUGUGCUCGUCCUGGUGUACAAAACCUGCCAGCUGGAGAUACAGCUGCUGUGGAAGGACUACUUCGCGCAGUUCGAGGAUGACGAUUACAAAAAAUGUGACGCGAUCAGAGAAGACUACACGUUUGACCUUGACCAGCUGCAGGGGACACACUUCAGUUUUGAGGUCCGUGCUUCCCGUGACGUCCGCAUCGCGCUGUCCAAUCAGAGGGCGUCUACUCCGGACAUGUUCGAGAUUGUGAUUGGUGCAGAGUGGAACGCAAGAUCUCUGGUGCGGAAACAAGGCUACCUCCUGAUGAUGGUGGCCACACAGGACGUCCUGUCUCCCAAGGAGUGGCGCCGGUUCUGGGUCACCUUCAUGGACGGCACUUUGGAGGUGGGUCGGCAGGGGGAGCUGGAGCCUUUCCUGCGCUGGCGGGAUCCUGACCUGGCGAAGGUCAAGUACGUGGGCUACUCCAGCGGGUCGGACGACAAGGUCAAGCUCAAGUUCGCAGACUUAGGUACAAAGGACCAUGACGUCAUCAUCCUGUACGACCAGGCCCAGCUGGGGUUCGUGCUGAACACGUUACGGGUGUUCCUGGAGGACACGUGUAACCUGGUGGUCGCCAUGGAGGAUCUGGACUUCGAAAUUGGAAUAGACAUCGCUGAGAACUGGGUGGAGUUUGUGGAGAAGGCGCGGCACUGCCUGAUCGUGCUGUCUCAGGACUUCCUGCGGAACCAGUGGCUGCAGUUCGGCUUCUCCGUGGCGCUGGAGCGCAUGUUAACCCGCAACAGCCGCAUCACCAUCAUAGAGUACGAGACUGUCCAGGAGAUAGAGGACUUCAGGGAAUGGAAAUCCCUCCGCCACACCAUGAAGGCUGUGAAGUGCAUCAAGUGGUCCGACACGGACUUGCACAGCCCCGCCAGCCGCUUCUGGAAGGAGCUCCGCUUCCAGAUGCCGAAGAAGCGGGUGCCCAGCACGAUCCACCGCCGCCGCACCACAUGCACCACCGGUACCGGCAGCACCUGCAACUCCCAGACAUCCCUGCUGCCAGCCCUGUCCUCCUCGGAAAGUACAGCUUCGUACAAGCCCGACAUCAUUCGGGUAGAGUCGGAGACCGUCGGCAACGGAGUCGGCGGUCAUCGGGGAGGGCUGGGAAAAAUUGACGUAAUCCCCGAACAUGAGUCGAUCGACUUUGACAACAACGACGUUCAGCCAGCAAGCGCUGCAUAUCACUCACUGGUCAGAAGAAAUGAGUCAAAUUUGUCUGACAAUGUCUUUUUCCCGAAUGGAUAUGAGAUUAGCUACCUGUGAUCCUAUAUACCACGUAUCCAUAUCCUAAAGAAAACAUUUACAUGUAACAUACUUCUAACAUUGACAUAUCGUUUUUGGUGGAGAAUAAAACGUAUUAGAAACUCUUUAUUAUGGAUUUCAUGUAAACUGGAGAAUUCUAUUAUGAUAAAACUUUACUGCCAAAUUUUGAUCAUGUCACUUAACCGCCGUCUGUUGUGGUUUGUGAACUGAGAUAUUGUGUAAUAUAAGGGCGAGUUGUAAAUACAGUGCAUAUCGAUGUACUUACUGUAUAUGCUGCAACAGUACCUCUAUAUGGUACGUCUUCUUCUCUGUGCAAAGAAGUUGUUGGAACGUCUGUCAAAACUUAAUCGUCUGUACCCAACAGUAGCCUGACUAAAUCUUGUUUUUCGCCGGCUGCCCGAUAGUGACAGCUCUUUCAGUGCACG
Branchiostoma belcheri (Belcher's lancelet) is the source of this 2125-nucleotide messenger RNA. RefSeq lists its product as uncharacterized. Bases 24 to 1700 code for a protein of 558 amino acids. The record is from RefSeq and is a predicted model, not a curated record. Gene Ontology annotation, biological process: signal transduction. NCBI's taxonomy places the organism in Eukaryota, Metazoa, Chordata, Leptocardii, Amphioxiformes, Branchiostomatidae. The transcript has 8 exons.